Bacillus rossius redtenbacheri is the source of this 717-nucleotide messenger RNA. Its product is annotated as tetra-peptide repeat homeobox protein 1-like. The transcript has 7 exons. The coding region runs from base 1 to 717 and encodes 238 amino acids. NCBI's taxonomy places the organism in Eukaryota, Metazoa, Arthropoda, Insecta, Phasmatodea, Bacillidae. The record is from RefSeq and is a predicted model, not a curated record.
AUGCGAAGAAGCGUCAAAGAGGAGACGAAGAAAGAUUGCUUCCUGACCCGGCGCGCCGCGGCGUUGCUGCGGCCCAGCUGUGGGUGGUGUGAAGACCCAGCUGUGGGUGGUGUAAAGGGCCUAGCUGUGGAUGGUGUGAAGGGCCCAGCUGGCCCAGCUGUGGGUGGUGUGAAAGGCCCAGUUGUGGGUGGUGUGAAGGCCCCAGCUGUGGGUGGUGUGAAGGGCCCAGCUGUGAGUGGUGUGAAGGGCCCAGCUGUAGGUGGUGUGAAGGGCCCAGUUGUGGGUGGUGUGAAGUGCCCAGUUGUGGGUAGUGUGAAGGCCCCAGCUGGCCCAUCUGUGGGUGAUGUGAAGGCCCCAGCUGUGGGUGGUGUGAAGGGCCCAGUUGUGGGUGGUGUGAAGGGCCUAGCUGUGGGCUCUGUGGGUGGUGUGAAGGGCCCAGCUGUGGGUGGUGUGAAGGGCCCAGCUGUAGGUGGUGUGAAGGGCCCAGCUGUGGCCCCAGCUGUGGGUAGUGUGAAGGGCCCAGCUGUGGGUGGUGUGAAGGGCCCAGCUGUGGGUAGUGUGAAGGGCCCAGCUGUGGGUGGUGUGAAGGUCCCAGAUGUGGGUGGUGUGAAGGGCCCAGCUGGCCUAGCUGUGAGUAGUGUGAAGGGCCCAGCUGUGGGUGGUGUGAAGGCCCCAGCUGUGGGUGCUGUGAAGGGCCCAGCUGUGGGCAGGUGCUGA